This is a messenger RNA of Coregonus clupeaformis (lake whitefish), 5770 nucleotides long. RefSeq names its product epidermal growth factor receptor substrate 15. Bases 150 to 3356 code for a protein of 1068 amino acids. Gene Ontology annotation, biological process: endosomal transport; endocytosis. Gene Ontology annotation, molecular function: calcium ion binding; cadherin binding. The transcript is spliced from 25 exons. Gene Ontology annotation, cellular component: cytoplasm; plasma membrane; clathrin coat of coated pit. Lineage: Eukaryota; Metazoa; Chordata; Actinopteri; Salmoniformes; Salmonidae. The record is from RefSeq and is a predicted model, not a curated record.
UUCUGCAGUGCCAUCUGACGUAGCUGAGUGAACAACCCAUUCCAGUACAAUAACGCCAGCGCCAGGUUUUAAAGCCAUCUCUAAUCUAUCGCAACCAUACCUCAGUGAUCGCACCGCAGAAUGAAGUAGCUAGUGGGAAUAGAAACACUAUGGCUGCCAGUCUCUCCCUGACUCAGCUCUCAAGUGGAAAUCCUGUCUAUGAAAAAUACUAUCAACAGGUUGACCCGUCUGGUAGUGGACGGGUGGCAGCUGCUGAUGCAGCCUUGUUCCUGAAGAGAUCAGGCCUAGCAGACCUCGUCCUGGGCAAGAUCUGGGAUUUGGCAGAUUCAGAACGCAAGGGGUGCCUUAACAAACAGCAAUUCUUCAUUGCUCUCCGGUUGGUGGCCUGUGCCCAAAAUGGACUGGAGGUGGCACUCAAGAGUCUCAGUUUGGCAGCCCCCCCCCCAAAGUUUCAUGACACAAGCAGCCCACUUCUACCUGGGGGAGUGUCCAUUGAUGGCCCAUGGGUGGUCAAGACGGAAGAGAAGCUGAAAUUUGAUGCCAUCUUCGACAGCCUCUCCCCCGUUAGUGGCAUGCUCUCUGGGGAGAAGGUCAAACCAGUUUUGCUGAACUCUAAACUUCCAGUGGACGUACUGGGAAGGGUAUGGGAACUGAGUGACCUAGACAGAGAUGGUAUGCUCGACCGAGAUGAGUUUGCUGUGGCCAUGUACCUGGUCUACAGAGCUCUGGAGGGGGAGCCCGUGCCCAUGUCUCUACCUGCUCCUCUAGUGCCCCCCUCCAAGAGGAAAAAGCCCACUGUCUCUGUACCCCCUGUGAUGCCCCUUUUACCCUCACCCCCCUCCAUCAAAGAGAGCCGUUCCUCCCUUUCAGGGUCCAAAACCCUGCCCUCCAAACCAGCAGUGACCCCAGUCACAUGGGCUGUAUCUCCUCCAGACAAAGCCAAGUAUGACGAGGUGUUUGCAAAGACAGCUCUUGACGUGGAUGGGCUGGUGUCUGGGCCUGAAGUCAGAGAUAUCUUCUUAAAGACUGGCUUGCCCUCUGCCACACUAGCACACAUCUGGGAGCUCUGUGACAUUGGGGACAUGGGGAAGCUAACCAGGGAACAGUUUGCGCUAGCGCUGCAUCUAAUUAACCAGAAACUGACCAAGGGUGUGGACCCACCCCAGAACCUCUCUCCUGAAAUGAUCCCUCCCUCAGACAGACUGAGCCUAGCAGCCACGCAGAGCAACGCAGCAAAUCUGGCAGCAGACUUUUCUGCCAUCAAGGAACUGGACUCACUCAGCAAUGAGAUUGUCGACCUACAAAGGGAGAAGAGCAACGUGGAACAGGAAAUUAAAGAGCAGGAGGAGAGCAUCAGAGAAAGGACCAGUGAAGUCCAGGAACUGCAGAAUCAGGUGCAGAAGGAGAGCGGGGAGCUGCAGCGGCUGCAGUCUCAGCGCCAGGAGGUCCAGGAUGCUCUGGAGGAGCUGGACCAGCAGAAGACCACUCUGGAGGAGCAGCUUGGUCACAUCCGCCAGCAGUGCAGCCAUGAGAACCAGCUGAUCUCGUCACUAGAGGCGGAGCACACGGAGCAGGAGCAGAGGAUAGAGGAGUACGAGGAGCAGCUGGUGCAGGCCAGAGAGGAGCUACUUCGGCUACAGGAGGAGAGCCAACAGUUGGAGGAGAAGGUGCAGGCAGCGCGGGAGCAGUUCACUCCCUUGCAGGAGUUUGUCAAGGACUCCUACUCUCAGGUGCAACAGAAGCUGAGUGAUCUACAGUUGGAGGAGCGGACGGUCACGGCCCAGCUCAGUUGGAAGAAUGCCCUAGAGGAGGAUCCAGUGCUGGUGAACGGCUCAGCGGAGGAGCAGCACCAGGAGUACCAGCCUGAGGAGCUGAGAGUGGAGCCUCCAGCCAGCCAGCCACGGAUGGAGCCGGCUGAACCGAUAGAAGAAGUAGAGGAGGAGGAUAGGCCUAAGACCCCAGAGGCCAAGUCUGAUGCCUUCGAAGACCUCUAUAACAGCCUAUCUUCCACUGUCUGGCCAGUACCACAGGACAACCUUGUGAAGGAGCACAUUAGUCCCAUUGCCUUCACCCUUCAGGAGCACGGGAGUCCUACUGCUGAAUUUGAAGCAGAGGUCAAAGAAGAAGAAAAAGAAGAUGAGGAGUCGUCGUCUAAAGCUAGCACUCCCAAGCAGGUGGAAUCCCCAGAGCCAGAACAGAGACCAGAGUCAACUGAGCCUCCCCAUGCUACCCCUCCUGCGCUACCUCCACAGACAACCUCCCCUCCACUCCCUGGACUGGACUUCUUCGAGUCAGACCCCUUCACUGACCAUGAUCCAUUUAAAGAUGAUCUAUUUGGAAAGGCAGAUGUUUCCGAUCCGUUUGGAGGAGACCCAUUUAAGGGUACAGAUCCCUUUUCUGCUGACUCCUUCUUCAAGCAGUCUUCGACCGCCCCCUUCCCUUCUGCUGACCCCUUCACCCCCACCGACCCCUUCAGUGGCAGUGCCAGCCUAGUGGAGCCUGACCUGUUUGCAGCUCCGCUCAACAACGCUGCAGGACUGGACCCCUUCAGCUCCAAACCCAACAACAAGGCAGCCAGGGACCCCUUCAGCACCAAGGUCAACAACGUGGAUGCGGAUCCGUUUGGAUCCAAGAUGGACUCCCUGGCAGAGGCAGACCCGUUUGGCUCCCAGGGUACUGCAGGCCCGGAUCCCUUCAGCUGCUCCCAGCCAGGCUCUGAGCUCCCCACUAAGGAUCUCACUGCAGCAACCAAUGACCCUUUUGCACCUGGAGGCACUGCAGGAAAUACUGGCUCUGACCCAGAUCCAUUUGCUGCUGUGUUUGGCAACGAAUCAUUUGGAGUGGGAUUUGCGGACUUCAGCGCCCUGGCCAAGUCAAACGGUGCCGACCCCUUCGCCUCAUCCAACUCGUCCAACAACAAGAACCUGUUCAAGGAGGACAGCCAGCCUAGCAGCCUUGAUGUUCCCCCAGCCUUGCCCCCCAAGACAGGAACGCCCACCAGACCUCCCCCUCCACCCCCAGGUAAGAGAGCCGACAUCUCCAGGUCCGAGACGUCGGACACGUUCCACAGAAGGGGGCCCUUUCUGCCCCAGGGCUCAGGAGACACCCCUUUCUCCCAACCCGCCAAGGAUGCUGCCCAGGACCCCUUUGCCCCAUCCUCACCCCGCCAGCCCGCACGGGACCCAGACCGAUUUGCCAGCUUUGACAAACAGCAGUACCAUACUGAGGAGGACAUGAUUGAGUGGGCGAAGAGGGAGAGUGAGCGGGAGGAGAAGGAGCGCCUGACCAGACAGGCACAACAGGAGCAAGAGGAUCUGGAGCUGGCCAUUGCCCUGAGCAAGUCAGAGUUCUCCUGAAAGACUCCCGGUCGCCCUGUGUGACCUAUCACUAACCAAAGGAAGGAGGGAGGGGUGGGAGAACUGAACUAAACGGCCUACUCGGACCCAAUGAAGAGAUGUUGAGUAUUGGCUCCUCCCACCCAUUAACCCCCUAAUUUUCUCCUAACCUCUCAUUUUGUUUCGCUCAUUAUUGGCAUUUUCAGUUUGUUUUCAUUGGUGUUUGGCCAAGUGGUGGGUAUAGAACUGUGAUAUUCUCUGUUAGACUUCAAUAGCCCUCGUACAGUAAAUAUACAUGGAGAUUGUUAAGUAUAUCUAUACAGACCUAAUUGUUAAUAACUAACUGCAAAAGUUCUGCCCCUGUUUGCAAUGCUCUUGUCUAGAAGCCUGCUCAGACCCAGACCACCAGAUAGUAUUGAGCACUUAUGGUAACCAUUUCUCCCUGAGAUUGAAUGCAAGAGUGUUGAGCUUUAAAGUUAUGAACUACAAAAAUGGCUAACACAACAUGCCUUUUUUUCCUGUCUUCCCACUUGUUUUUUCUUUUUGAAAAUAUGAAUUUUAUGAUAUGAUUAACUCUAACAAGAUACUAAGAGUAAUGUUCAUCUAAUUAAUCUGGGUGUAAACCAAUGUCAAAUUGUAAUCCAUAUGUGAUUCAUUUGGCUAUACACCAGACAUGUACAAUAUGUGGUGAAUUAGAUUUCAUGUCUGAGUUGAGGAUUUGCUAGUGCUUGUGUAAAAACAGUUCUUCUUAGAGAUGACCUGACAUAUGUCCUUACGUGAGUAGCCAUUUUAUGUAUAGAGUAGCGGAAGUCAAACAGUGCAGAGGGUUGAAAGGGAAAAGAGGAGAUCGCAGGUUUAUAGCAGUACUGAGGGUUGUACAUUUGCUAAAAAUAAGUAAACCAGUAAAACCACUAUUUUAUGUUCAGUUAUGUCCAGACCUCUGCAUGUAGCCCCAAAUGUAGGCUGCUUUUUCUUAGCGUGAAAUGUAAUCUACCCCACCCAACACUACCCACCAAUAGUCAAGAGACAACUAUUGACCACAAACAAUGAUUGUGUGGUUCAUGAAGUAAUGUUGUUUGAACAAAUGAGAUGUCAAGAUUUUGGAAAGUAGGUUGGUUGUACAGGAAGAUGUUUUUAAAUGUAUUUUAAGUUGAAAAAUAUGUAAUGAUUAGAAUUGUUAACUAGAAACUGGAUACAGGCUGAGUGUAAUACACACAGGAAGAGUAGCUGCUGCCUUGGCACCAACUAAUGGGGAUCCCUAAUAAAUACAAAUACAUAUACAUGUUGUGUGUGAAAAUACUCCCUACUAGAAUAGCUGGCUUCUGUAAAUUGUCUGAUUCUGUCACCAAAAUCUACAAUGUCACCCUGUCUCACCUGUUUAGAGAUACAAUAGUUUAGCCAUGUCUUCUGCGUCAGGGAGUUAUGUAACCUUGUUAUAACCAAUAGGUAUAGUUUAUAACUAGGCCCCAAUUUUCCUGCUCAGGAAAAACUCCUGGCCCAACUAUGGCAAAUUCUCCCCUGUAUAUACGCUCUGCAUUUUUAACACCUAGCUUCAGUUGAAUACAGCCAUCAGUAGGGGGUUCAGUUGUAAAGCAAAUGGCUGCUGCACAUGUUAGCAUUCUUAAGCAUCUUGUUUUUUUUAUGUUUUGUGUUUCACUGAGGUGAUCCCACCGUGAUUGACCGCAUUUUAAAAACUGCCUGAUGAAAGUAUCCUUCGCCUUUUUGUACAAAGGCUGUUCUUCUGUCUGUGAACUUCAGUCACUUGAGGGUUUUACUUAAAAAGCCCUUUUGUGUUGGUGAGGGGAGGCAGAAUUGGAGGGGGAGGGGGGGGUAAAUGUAACUUUAAAACAUGUUACCAUCUCAAAGCAUACCAUAGCAAUGUUUUUUUGUUUCCAGAUUAAAAGAGAAUACGUAUUUAAUUAAUCAAGAGGGCUAUACUGUGAAAGUACACCGUUGACAAGGGAAUAGCGAGAUUCAAGUAAUUUGGGCUAUUUGUUUUCUGACCAAUGUACAACUCAUGGACCCUUUUCCUGCUUUUCAUCCUGUUUUUUUAGGUUCAUCAGUAGAGACCAUUCUGUAAAUGAGCACUGUGGUCAGUUAGGACUUCCUAGUGUUGUUCAUUCAAGAAAUGUUUCUGUUUGUAAAUACAAUAGAGUUGUCAAUUCUCCAGAGACAGCUGUGUUCCUUUUAUACCAUCAUCUAGUAUUUAAAGGCUAUCAGAUACUAUUGAUCAUCAUGUAAUUUGUAUAGACUUCUCUAUUUUCAAAUAAAAAACCACUUGUUUUUCUAAGCCAUCUACCUAAAGGCUUUUAAAAACGGGCUUAUUGUAAGCCUAUUUGAGUUGUCAUUUUUUAACAUGUCAGUAAUGGUCAGAAUAUACUAAGUGAAACAUUUAAUUGAAAACAGAAUAAUAAAUAUAAACCUCUCAAAGAACA